AUGCGCGUAUGGGUUCGAUUAUCGAACAGGUCCAUAGAUCUAGCGAAAGAAUCUCAAAUUGCCCCUGUCUCCACCAAUGUUGAAACUAACAUUUUCAUGAACGAAAAAGCUACCUUCAAGGUUCGAGAGUCGGCCUCGUACGGCCGAGCAUGUGCCGGCUGCCACAAGGCCAAAUGCAAGUGCAUACUGAGAGGACCGGGUCUCAGCUGCGAGCGAUGCCAUCGCCUGCAGCAAGCAUGUGAGCCAUCUACUGUUGUGCGGAAGCGACUUGCCCGGAAAACAGCAUAUAGGACGGCACAUCUUGAAGAGCGGCUUGAUGAUCUUGUUGGGUUACUAGAAUCACAAGCUUCCGACGAAUCUGCUGGUACUCCUAGAGAGAAAUCCUUAGGCCGCGAACCAUCCACUACUGUUGCUUCUGUGAAUAGUGUGCCGUUGACUCGCUCGGAAUUUGUGACUCGGCCUGCUGAACAUCGAACCGACCAAAACGGGCCCAGAAAUAAGCCUCUUGCCCCUCGAAUCUCUCAGUAUUCGUUUCCAGCACAGCAUGCACCGGUUAAUACGGACCCCCUUUCAGGAAUAGAGCCUUCUGAAUCUCAAGCAGAGCAAUACUUAGCGACGUUCCAGCAGCACCUCAAUAAUUUCCCAUUUUACUGUAUUGCUUCAACGACAACGCCUUCCCAACUUCAAAGGGAGCGUCCGCUAUUGUGGCUGUGCAUUUGGGCUAAUGGAUGUAAGUCCAUGGCACAGCAGCGCCUCCUUGAGGUCAGAAUUCGUGAAACUUUGGCGCAAAAGAUUCUGGUAGAUCUUGAAAGAAACUUGGACCUUCUCCUUGGGCUGAUCGCCUAUCUCGCUUGGGCAUCCGAUAAGUACAAUGGCAAGUCUAUUCUGACCGUCUUUACCAAUAUCGCCAUGUCGCUUUUGUCCGACUUGAGACUUGACCGGUCCUUUCGAGAAAUCCCAUGUCGUGAGUUGGAUGCACCCAAAGCGUAUUCCCAUCCUAUCAAGGAAAAGGUUCAAUUGAGCCACCGCACGAAUGAAGAGCGACGAGCAGUACUGGGAUGCUAUAUAGUGUGCACAACGAAUAUAUGGUUCUUAAAUCAUCGGCCGGUGCAAUGGACGGCGCACAUGGAGGGCUGUCUGCAAGACCUGAGCGAGCACCCUGAAGUCCCUGGGGACAGAGUACUGGUUGUGCUGGCCCAGCUGACAAAAUUGAAGAGCAAUCUCCAUGAGGUCUCGACUUGGCGACAGAUUGAGUCUCCUAGCGCGCAGACACAGCCGCACCGGACCCUUCACGUCAAAUCUUUGCGGGGUGUUCUGGAUAAGAUUAAAUCGUCAACUCCGCCAGAUAUCCUAGGGAAUAAAGCCCUGAUCAAUGAUCUACCUCUGUACCCACUGGAAACGUCUCAACAGGCAGGUAGCUUCGACUUUGGAAGAACAGACUGCUUUUUUGCAUGCCUCCAAGCCAUUAAAUACUGCAUGGAGAACUUCGUCACUUUCUCUCCAGAGACAGUGUUUUCCCAUCCCAUGAUGCUGCAUAUGCAUUAUAGUCGAUGCACCCACAUUCUCUACCGCCUGUCACUCCUGGAAGACCCGUCAUGGAACCGUAGCGAUAUAGCACACAUCAUCGACGUCCUGGAAUCGAUUGAGCAAUGCGCAUCUCUUUAUGCGUCUGUGCCGAAAGUCAUCGGGAUGGAAACGGACGGGAGUGACAUGUACAGCCAAGCAGCCGAAAUCUUCAAAGCCACAAAGGCUCUAUGGCGGAGAAAUUUUGAAGAGGCUGGUGUUAUACCGCCUGCAAAAGAUCAAAAUGCGAACAGCAAUACUCUUGAAGCAGAUGAGGGCAUUUUUGAUCUGCCAGCGGAUGGCUGGUUCUCAGACAUUUUUCCAUGGGGCGAUCCUUUUCAUACUGGGGUCUGA
Messenger RNA from Penicillium soppii, 1917 nucleotides. RefSeq lists its product as uncharacterized. The transcript has 5 exons. Gene Ontology annotation, molecular function: DNA-binding transcription factor activity, RNA polymerase II-specific; transcription cis-regulatory region binding; zinc ion binding. Gene Ontology annotation, cellular component: nucleus. Gene Ontology annotation, biological process: regulation of DNA-templated transcription. The coding region runs from base 1 to 1917 and encodes 638 amino acids. The record is from RefSeq and is a predicted model, not a curated record. NCBI's taxonomy places the organism in Eukaryota, Fungi, Ascomycota, Eurotiomycetes, Eurotiales, Aspergillaceae.